This is a messenger RNA of Grosmannia clavigera kw1407, 1011 nucleotides long. RefSeq names its product gentisate-dioxygenase. The transcript is spliced from 2 exons. Gene Ontology annotation, molecular function: dioxygenase activity. The coding region runs from base 1 to 1011 and encodes 336 amino acids. The record is from RefSeq and is a predicted model, not a curated record. NCBI's taxonomy places the organism in Eukaryota, Fungi, Ascomycota, Sordariomycetes, Ophiostomatales, Ophiostomataceae.
AUGGCAGUCACGGACGCGCCGAUCAACCCCGAGACGAUCACGGACGCGGUCGAGCUCGUCAAUGCGCUCAAGGUCACCAACACGGAGCCGCUGUGGGCGCAGAUGACGCGGCUGAACCCACCGGCGCCGAACCCGCGCACGGUGCCGCACCUGUGGUCAUACGAGCAGGUCCGGCCGUAUCUUCUCCGGGCAGGCGCGCUCAUCACGGAGAAGCAGGCCGAGCGCCGGGUCUUGAUGCUGAUCAACCCGGCCCGCGAGGCCCCCUUCACGACCGACACGCUCUAUGCCGGCCUGCAGCUGGUCCAGCCGCGCGAGACGGCCCCGGCCCAUCGCCACACAGCCUUUGCCUGUCGCUUCAUCAUCGAAGGCCGCGGUGGCUUCACCGCCGUUCACGGCCAGCGCAUUCCCAUGAAACCGCGCGACGUCAUCGUCACCCCGACCUGGAACUGGCACGACCACGGCAAGAAGGGCGCCGACGAAGACGGCGGCGACGAUCAGCCCGUCAUCUGGCUCGACGGCCUCGAUCUGCCCAACUUUGUCCACUUCCCCGUCCACUUUGUCGAACACUAUGCGGCCGCGCGCUAUCCUGCCGAGGAGGCCGACGACUCGCCCAUCGUCUUUCACUGGGACGCCAUGGAGGCCCGUCUGGCUGCCCAGCCCGGCGUCUGGGCUUCGCAGCCAUACCUUAAGAAGGAUGGCCGAGAGAUCAGCCGUAUCAUCGGCGCCUCCGCUGAGAAGCUCCAUGCCGGUAACGCCUCGCCGCCCGUCCGUGAGACCGCCUCGUCCGUCUACCACAUUAUCCAGGGCACCGGCCACAGCACCGUCGGCGACACUAUCCUCACCUGGAAGCAGGGCGACACCUUUGCCGUCCCGGCCUGGCACCGCUACCAGCACUUUGCCGACAGUGCCGGCGACGUCUUCCUGUACCGCUUCGACGACAAGCCCAUGCUCAACGCCCUGGGCUUCUACCGUGUCGAGGGCGGCGACGUCGAGAUGCUGGUGUCGGACUAA